CAUAGAAUUGUAAAAAUAUAUCAGACUGAUAGUCGCCGGGCAAGCCAAGAAUCAAGUUUAAAGUCAAGGCAGUAGCCCAUGCCACCUUUUGAAGAGGGUGAAGUCCAGCCAGAGGAGCAGAUACCUCUAAAGCCGCCGCGUCGACAGAGAAAAAUGAAGUCUGCGGACCAAGAAACCGCCAAGCCGUCGGCAGAGGAUCACGAGGAGGAGCAAUUACUGCCACCGGCCACGGCGACUAGCAAUCUGCGAUAUGCCCGGGCCAAUUUGAGCCAAAGCAGCCUGAUGCUGAGCCACCAGCAGGGCUCCUUCGAGUCAUCCACCGAGCGAACGGCGAGCAGUGAGACCCUGGAUGUGCUACCCUACUCGAGGCGCUACCAGGUGCAGCAUCCCCAGCCGAACCGCUUGGGGAUUCGGCAGCAACCUUCGGCCUUGGCGAGCGCUCUGCAUGCCACUGCCAGAUUGGCGGCCAGUGUGGAUGCCUAUACGGCGGCGGCUACAGCGGCCACAGCGGCAACCGGCGACAAUCCGAACCUCAGUCACAUGCACAUCAACCAACAGCCGCAGUCCCAGGCGCCGCCCCUCCACCACUACCCCAACCAACUGCCCUCGCACCAGCUGGGAAAUCUCAGAGCGAGCAAUUUCGUGGGGUCGUCGCGGUAUCUCUAUCACAGCCAGUUCAAUUCGAAUUCGCCGCAAACGAGACGCUUCACUGCGCAGCGAGACGGCUCGCCAGCAUUCGCGGCUUCAGCAGCGGCAGCAGCUUCACUGGCGGCAGCUUCGGCAGUAGCACCACUAGCGCCACUAGCACCACUAGCCUCCAUAGCAUCGCCCUCAUUCGCGUCGCAGGCGCCGCCGCCUCCCUUUCAAUUGCGCACCUAUCAACAGAAUCAAUCCUACCGCUUUCAGCCGCGCGGACACCACCGCACCGCCAGCAGCAGCAUGUCGCAGUCCGGCGAGGAUCUCCACUCGCCCACGUACUUGUCCUGGCGAAAGCUCCAGCUGAGUCGCGCCAAGCUCAAGGCCUCCAGCAAGACCUCCGCCCUGCUCUCCGGAUUCGCCAUGGUGGCGAUGGUGGAGGUGCAACUGGAUCACGACACAAGUGUGCCGCCGGGCAUGCUGAUAGCCUUUGCCAUCUGCACCACCCUCCUGGUGGCCGUGCACAUGCUGGCCCUGAUGAUCAGCACCUGCAUCCUGCCCAACAUCGAGACGGUGUGUAAUCUGCACAGUAUUUCCCUGGUCCACGAAUCUCCGCACGAGCGCCUGCACUGGUAUAUUGAAACGGCGUGGGCCUUCUCCACGCUGCUGGGUCUAAUACUCUUCCUGCUGGAGAUAGCCAUCCUGUGCUGGGUGAAGUUCUACGACCUCAGUCCGCCGGCUGCCUGGUCGGCCUGUGUGGUUCUCAUCCCGGUGAUGAUCAUCUUCAUGGCCUUCGCCAUUCACUUCUACCGCUCGCUGGUCUCCCACAAGUACGAGGUCACCGUUUCGGGCAUUCGGGAGCUGGAGAUGCUCAAGGAGCAGAUGGAGCAGGAUCAUUUGGAGCAUCACAACAACAUACGAAAUAAUGGCAUGAACUACGGCGCCUCCGGGGACAUUGUCUAGCACCCGAUGACAUCGAUCCUCUCGAGCGGAUCGAACGAAAAAGACAUAGCGGCUCAGGGCAAGCCUCAGAUUAUUUUAGUGAAACACAUAUUGUAAAUUUGUAGUUGAUGCAAAUUGUGAUACGCGGAGAGCAGUAGAUUUCUACUAUAUAUACGUGAAC
Molecule: messenger RNA, 1759 nt
Organism: Drosophila takahashii
Lineage: Eukaryota; Metazoa; Arthropoda; Insecta; Diptera; Drosophilidae
Gene: Orai
Product: calcium release-activated calcium channel protein orai
Biological process (GO): store-operated calcium entry
Cellular component (GO): membrane
Molecular function (GO): store-operated calcium channel activity
Source: RefSeq, a predicted model, not a curated record